CGAAUGCGCAUACAAACAUAACCACUACAUGUGAAUUUUCGCUUUCGAACGUAAGGCGGGAAGCGAUCUUAGCGGGGAAAGCAGUGUCCUGGGUAUAAAAUCAGUUACACCAUGGGGGGAAUCAUCCAGUGAAGUCUGGACUGCGACUUGAUUGCAACACAUCUUUUAUAAUGAAAAUUUUGCUCCUGACGCUAUUUCUAGGGCUGUUCGCCCUGGCCCUGAGCGAAAAGGAAAGCCCCAAGGAAGCGGAGAAGAAAGUCUCAGUGAACGCUGAAGACGGAAGUAAAAAGCAGGAAAAACGAGGUCUCUACGGUUUGGAGGGCGGUGACGGAUACGGAAGUUACUACGGAGGAGGAGGAGGAGGUGGUGGUGGUGGUGACGAUUAUAGCAGCGGCGGUGGUGGUGGUGGUGACUAUGGCGGCAGCCACGGUUGGGAACCAAGUGGCGGCGGACACCAGGAAGAUCACGGAAAAAUCAAACUAAUAACAAUCGAAAAAACCGUCAAAGUACCAGUGCCCGUCGAGAAAACAGUCCACGUACCAGUCGAGAAGCACGUGCCCUAUCCGGUCAAAGUCCACGUUCCCCAACCCUACCCCAUUGAAAAACACAUUCCCGUCCCCUACAAAGUUUACGUGAAAGUCCCAGUGCACAUUCCCCAACCCUAUCCCGUCGAGAAGAAAGUCGGCUAUCCCGUCCACGUGCACGUCGAACGUCCCGUGCCCUACAAAGUCUACGUCCCCGCCCCCUAUCCCGUCGAGAAGGAAGUUCACUAUGCCGUCAAAGUGCCAGUCCCCGCCCCCUUCCCCGUCGAGAAACCAAUUCCCUAUCCAGUCAAAGUCCCCAUCCACGUUCCCCAACCAUUCCCCGUCGAGAAAAAGGUCCACUAUCCCGUGAAGGUUCCCGUCGAACGUCCCUAUCCCGUCCACAUCUCGAAACCAUAUCCGGUUCCGGUAGAAAAGAAAGUUCCCUACAUUGUCGAGAAGAAGGUGCCCUAUCCAGUGAAGGUACAUGUGGAGAAACCGGUACCGUAUCCAGUGGAUAAACCAGUUCCUGUGAAGGUUAAGGUGCCAGUACCGGCGCCCUAUCCAGUGGAGAAGGAGAUUCCGGUUAAGGUCUACAAGGAGGUUCCGUAUCCGGUUAAGGUACCAGUGGAACGACCAGUGCCGGUUCAUGUGACGAAACAUGUUCCCGUUCCAGUUCACAAGCCAGUUCCGUACGCGGUUAAAGUGCCGGUACCUGUUCACAGUCAUGGGCAUCAUGAGGAUAUUGGUUCCAGUUAUGAGGGACACUAUGAGUCCAGUUUUGGCGGUGGGGGUGGUGGACAUUCCGAGCAUGACGCUUCUGAAUUUGGAAGUUAUUGAAGAAUUGAGUGACGGUUGCCAUUGAGAUCGUUUUGAAGGAGGGGAAAAAUAGGAAAAACAAGUGUAAUACUCGAUUUUUUUUUCUUCAUGAGAACGUCAUGUAAGAAUGAAAACUGCCCUGUGAUAAUUUUGUCAAGGUAAGUGCGGAGGUGAUCGUUUCGGGUUUCCUCGUCAUUUCGGCUUUUUUUCAUUUCUUUUCUGAGAAACGUUCCAUCUUUUUCUCCCUUAUAAAAAAAUUUUCUUUUUGAAAAAUAAUCUUCUUUGGAAAAUAAUUUUUUUUUGAAAAUAAUCUUACGAACAAUAAUUUUUCUUUAGAAAA
Messenger RNA from Leptopilina heterotoma, 1680 nucleotides. RefSeq names its product proline-rich protein 4. Lineage: Eukaryota; Metazoa; Arthropoda; Insecta; Hymenoptera; Figitidae. The record is from RefSeq and is a predicted model, not a curated record. The transcript has 2 exons. Bases 171 to 1361 code for a protein of 396 amino acids.